Messenger RNA from Drosophila bipectinata, 3996 nucleotides. RefSeq names its product Vav guanine nucleotide exchange factor (gene Vav). Gene Ontology annotation, molecular function: guanyl-nucleotide exchange factor activity; protein binding. The record is from RefSeq and is a predicted model, not a curated record. Gene Ontology annotation, biological process: cell migration; regulation of GTPase activity. Lineage: Eukaryota; Metazoa; Arthropoda; Insecta; Diptera; Drosophilidae. Gene Ontology annotation, cellular component: cytoplasm.
GUCGCUCCGCUCCGAUCCGAUCCGAUCCGCCUAUCCGCUCCCUCCGCCCGAAUCGUUUCUGGGUUUUUUGUUUUUGUUUCUGUGUAUCUGAUACGACGGCCAACUGAUGAGUCUCAAUUGUUUUCAUUAACGUUGUUCAGCGAAAUUUAUGCGCGCGACGACGACGAGUAUCGUUCCCUGAAUUCGGCCGCCCGAACCUAUCCCCGGAACAAGCGCUAACAAACACGCCCUCUACUGUCCUCUCCACCAUCCCCGCCCAACUCCGCCCAGUCCCCGUCCCGAUUCCCAGCUCCCAGGUCCACCACCACCCAACAAUACCACCCACCACCACCACCACCAGCCCUCCAACGUCAAAUGUCGAACAACAGUUUCGGAGGAGGUGCCACUGCCGCUGUGGCCACCAGUGGUGCAGCAUCACCAACACCAGCUGGCGGUGGUGUAGUAGGAGUGGGUGUGGGUGUGGGCGCAUUGGCAGGAGGCACUAUGGUUCCGGGUGGCGUCAAUGCUGACCUGUGGCGCGAAUGCGUCGCCUGGCUGGUGCGCUGCAAGGUCAUUCCGCCCGACCACAAGGCCGCCCAGUCUGACGCCGAAAUUCGCAUCCUGGCCAUGACCUUGCGGGACGGUGUUCUGCUCUGCAACCUGGUCAUCCAUCUGGAUCCCAGUAGUAUGGAUCCGCGCGAGUUCAAUCGCAAGCCCCAAAUGGCUCAGUUCCUGUGCAGCAAGAACAUCAAACUAUUCCUGGACGUGUGCCACAAUAACUUCGGGAUCCGGGACGCGGACCUCUUCGAGCCAACGAUGCUCUACGACCUCACCAACUUCCAUCGCGUGCUCAUCACGCUGGCGAAGCUGUCGCAGUGCCGCAAGGUGCAACAGAUGCACCCCGAACUGAUUGGCUUUAACCUGCAACUUUCGCCCAGCGAACGAUCCCACUCGGACGAGGCCAUCUACAAGGAUCUGCAUUCCACGGAGCUAAAUAUGCGCAAGACGAGCAGCAUUGAUGCCGCAUCCGGUUCAUCGUCGGCGGAAUACUACGAUCGCACCUCGCACAGCGGCUCCCUCUCGGUGGAGGAUGAGAACAGUGACAUAACCAUUGAGAACGGCACCGAGGACAUUGAGGACUUUCUCGAGGAUUCGCUAUCGAACAUGUGCGACUCGGCGAUCGAGAAUGACGGCGAGUUGAUUGGCGUUGGAGCUACCGGAACUGGAGGAGGAGUGACGCCUCGAAAUAUCCAAGAUGGCCAUUUGCGUGAUCUCUCCUUUGAUCUCAGCCUGGAUGUGAUGGGCGCGACUUCGUCCAAUGCCGUUACACCCACUCCGGAGUCCUGCGCCCAGCCAACCGAUGAAUCCCUGACAAAGUCCAGCACUUGCGCCGGCACUGCAGCCACUCCAGCUGCUGCUACGGGUCCUUCACUGCCCCGGCAUGUCAUUAGUUCCUCCUCCUCGGCGUCGCUGUUCGUCAGCGAGAGCCAGAGGCUUCAGCGGGCCGCCGCCGCCGUCUACAACUACCGAUCCUCGAUGGCGUCCGCGGAGCACGAGUACGCCUACAUCUACAGCGAGGACGAUGAGAAGGUCUACGAGGAUCUCUGCUAUGUCACCUUCCAGGCGAAGGCCAAACCCGAGGUUACAACCGACAAUAUUGCAUGCAAUGGAACUGGUUAUGACCACACCAAUACAAAAGAAGAGGAAGUCUACCAAGAUCUGUGUGCCCUGCACAGGACGAGUAGAAGCCAGACUGCUUCCACAACAAGCUUUGAGCAGAGGGACUAUGUCAUCCGGGAGCUAAUCGACACGGAAUCCAAUUACCUGGACGUGCUGAAUGCCCUGAAGAGCAAGUUUAUGCUGCCGCUGGAGCGACUUCUUGGCCAGGAUGAGCUAAAGGCCAUUUUUCCACGCAUAAGGGAACUGGCUGAUAUCCACACCAACUUCCUGCACAAGUUGCGCGAAUCCCUCACACCAAAUGCCAAGAUAAAGAUGGCCCAGGUCUUUAUGGAGUUCCGUGAACCCUUCCUCAUUUACGGCGAGUACUGCUCCUGCCUGCUGGGGGCCAUCGACAACCUGGCGGAUGUCUGCAAGAAGAACCAGAUAAUCGACCAGCUGGUCCAGAAGUGCGAACGCGACUACAACGUGGGCAAGCUCCAGCUGCGGGACAUUCUCUCCGUGCCCAUGCAGCGCAUUCUCAAGUACCAUCUGCUUCUGGACAAGCUGGUGAAGGAGACGUCACCGUCCCACGAGGACUAUCGUUCGUUGGAGCGCGCCAAGGACGCCAUGAUCGAUGUGUCGCAAUACAUCAACGAGGUUAAGCGCGACUCCGAUCACUUGGUGAUCAUACAAAAGGUCAAGGACAGCAUUUUCGACUUGCAUCUGCUCCAGAACGGAGCCGGCAGCGACCUCUUGCAAUAUGGGCGUCUGCUUUUGGAUGGAGAGCUCCACAUGAAGGCCCACGAGGAUCAAAAGACCAAGCUGCGCUACGCCUUUGUGUUCGACAAGAUCCUGAUCAUGGUAAAGGCGCUGCACAUCAAGACGGGCGACAUGCAGUACACCUACAAGGACUCGCACAACCUGGCGGAUUACCGCGUGGAGCAGAGUCAUUCGAGGCGCACCCUCGGCCGGGAUACCCGCUUCAAGUAUCAGCUAUUGUUGGCCCGUAAGUCCGGCAAGACGGCCUUCACCCUGUACCUCAAAUCCGAGCACGAGCGGGACAAGUGGCGCAAGGCCCUCACGGAGGCAAUGGAAAGUCUGGAGCCACCCGGCUGCCGCAGCACAGACCACAAAAUGGAGAUAUACACGUUUGAUGCUCCGACCACAUGCCGUCACUGCUCCAAGUUCCUCAAGGGUCGCAUCCACCAGGGCUACCGCUGCAAGGUGUGCCAGAUCAGUGUCCACAAGGGCUGUAUUUCCUCGACCGGGCGGUGCAAGCAGAAUCCCGUCAGUAUGCCUCCGCCCGUCUGCGAUCGCCAGCUGUCCGAGUUCAACUGGUUUGCCGGUAACAUGGACCGUGAAACGGCUGCCAACAAGCUGGAGAAUCGCCGCAUAGGCACCUAUCUCCUGCGCGUCCGUCCCCAGGGACCGUCCACGGCCCAUGAGACCAUGUAUGCUCUGAGUUUAAAAACCGACGACCAUGUCAUCAAGCACAUGAAGAUCAACCAGGAGAACGCUGGCGAGUCCAUGUUGUACUGCCUGUCGUCGCGAAGGCACUUCAAGACCAUUGUCGAACUGGUUUCCUACUAUGAACGCAAUGAUUUGGGCGAGAACUUUGCAGGACUCAACCAGUCGCUGCAGUGGCCCUUCAAGGAGGUGUUUGCCACUGCCCUGUAUGAUUAUGAACCAAAGGCUGGGAGCAAUCAACUGCAACUACGCACCGACUGUCAGGUCCUGGUUAUUGGCAAGGAUGGCGACAGCAAAGGCUGGUGGCGCGGCAAGAUAGGCGAUACUGUGGGCUACUUCCCCAAGGAGUACGUGCAGGAACAGAGAACGGCCAGCGAAGAACUUUGAUAUUACAACUACGAGGUCUACUUUGCACCCAAGGCCAUUACGCCGACAACGGCAGCCAUUGCUGAAUCACCUGGAUUUGGAGCCGGACCAGGAUCAUCUGGAACUAGAGCUAGAGCUGGAGCUGUUGCUGGAGCUGUGGGUGAGACAGAAGUGGGAUCUCCUGCCGGAGCAACAUAAGCAAAUCCCAAAAACAAAGAAGAAGUCAAGAGCCAGCUUCCCAGCGAGAAGCUAGAUUGCAUCCUAGUUAAUACACCCAUAUAUCUAAUUAUACAAAUUGUUUUAUUUUUAAAUUUCUAAUUAAGCACAAUUUUUUGUUUUUUUUUUUGUUAGUGAGUGUCUUUUUUUUUUAAAUCCAAACAAUUUUGUGCCAAUCACUGGAAAACGAAAACAAAAACCCACAUGACAUAACUAAACAAUCAACCACCAAUGUUCGUUUAAUGUUUAAAUUGUUUUUGAAUUGUAUAUUGCAAUUAUAUAUAUAUAUAUCCAUAUAGAAAUACAAAA